AUGGCGACGUGGCCGCGGGGCAAGGAUUCCUGCCGCUGCCUGGUGCUGCUGGCGGCCCUGCUGCUGGCCGAGAGCGCGCAGCUGGGCAGCGCUCGGGCCAAACUUAACUCCAUCAAGUCCUCCCUCGGCGGGGAGACGCCUGCCCAAGCUGCCAACCGAUCUGCUGGCAUUUACCCUGGACUGGCUUUCGGCGGCAGUAAGAAGGGCAAACACCUGGGGCAGGCCUACCCUUGCAGCAGUGAUAAGGAAUGUGAAGUUGGGAGAUACUGCCACAGUCCACAUCAAGCAUCAUCAUCCUGCAUGGUGUGUCGAAGGAAAAAGAAGCGCUGCCAUAGAGAUGGCAUGUGCUGUCCUGGUACUCGCUGCAAUAAUGGCAUCUGUAUCCCAGUCACUGAAAGCAUCUUAACAGCUCACAUCCCAGCUCUGGAUGGCACCCGGCACAGAGAUCGAAACCAUGGUCACUACUCGAACCACGACCUGGGGUGGCAGAACCUAGGAAGACCACAUUCUAAGAUGUCACACAUAAAAGGACACGAAGGCGAUCCUUGCCUACGAUCGUCAGACUGCAUAGAAGGGUUCUGCUGUGCUCGUCAUUUCUGGACCAAAAUCUGCAAGCCGGUGCUCCUUCAAGGGGAAGUCUGUACCAAACAGCGCAAGAAGGGCUCCCAUGGGUUGGAAAUUUUCCAGCGAUGUGACUGUGCAAAGGGUCUCUCUUGUAAAGUGUGGAAAGAUGCCACCUACUCCUCCAAAGCCAGACUCCAUGUGUGUCAAAAAAUAUGAGCACACUUGAGGGAAAGCGUCUCAAGCAGACUGUGAACCCAUAAAUUGAAUGCAUUAGAGCAUGGUGAAAAAUAAGAAUUGGAUCUCAGCAAAAUGAAUGAGAUGAGGACUGUGAUAAGAAGACAGACGAGAUGGAGAAAAAAGAGGACUAAGGGAUUUGAAAGGUUGACAAAUAAGGGGAACCAACAUGUUUCUAUUAUGCACCUAUUCUGUAAACAAUUCUGUACACAGAUGUGAAGAUGCAAUCACUAAUGGGAGAGUACAGAGUCCACAUGACAGAACACACACCACACACCCCAUUACUAGUGGAGAGCUUAGGCUGAACUAGUUCCUGCAGAUUAGUUACUUUUUAUAAAAUUAGCCAAAAAGCCAUAUUACUGUUUUAUAAUUUAGCUUAAUUAAAAUAUUGGUUGCAUAUAGAAGACUUUAAAACACAAAAACUCUAAAACACAAGGAGCUGUUACACAGGAAAUUAAUUUGGACACAA
Messenger RNA from Suncus etruscus (white-toothed pygmy shrew), 1267 nucleotides. It is a transcript of the gene DKK2, whose product is annotated as dickkopf WNT signaling pathway inhibitor 2. The record is from RefSeq and is a predicted model, not a curated record. The coding region runs from base 1 to 780 and encodes 259 amino acids. The transcript is spliced from 4 exons. Gene Ontology annotation, biological process: negative regulation of canonical Wnt signaling pathway; multicellular organism development. NCBI's taxonomy places the organism in Eukaryota, Metazoa, Chordata, Mammalia, Eulipotyphla, Soricidae. Gene Ontology annotation, cellular component: extracellular region. Gene Ontology annotation, molecular function: co-receptor binding; receptor antagonist activity.